Molecule: messenger RNA, 9592 nt
Organism: Bombus terrestris (buff-tailed bumblebee)
Lineage: Eukaryota; Metazoa; Arthropoda; Insecta; Hymenoptera; Apidae
Gene: dop
Product: microtubule-associated serine/threonine-protein kinase 3
Exons: 23
Coding region: 670-5970 (1766 amino acids)
Biological process (GO): peptidyl-serine phosphorylation; intracellular signal transduction
Molecular function (GO): ATP binding; protein binding; protein serine/threonine kinase activity
Source: RefSeq, a predicted model, not a curated record
AUGUAUGUAUGUGUGUGCGAAGGCAUACAUGUGUAUACGUCCAUCAUGAGUCAGAACCCAUGGUCGGUCCGCGUUUCGUAAUUAAUUUCUACGGUGAGGAGAAAAAUGCGAGUCUAGACUCGGGACUACGACACCUGCUCACUCCCGGGCCGCUUGUCCUCGGGGGACAUGCCCGUUGUGCCCGGUAAAUAGUGCACCUUUUAUCUUCUUUCUGCUCUCUUCGUAUCCAUUAUGUGUGCUUAGUGUUGUGUGUUUUCUUCUCUUGUUUCUCUCGCCGAAUCUUCUGUAUCCCUGGUUCUGCCCUUCCAUCGGGUUAACGUUUCUCUGUCCUUCAUCUACAGUCGACCAGAGCAUAAUUUAUUUCCUGUCUUCUUAUAUGUUAUGAAUUUUCAUGCAACAACACCAACAGAAGAAAGGACUGUGUCCGAGACGGCAUUUUAAGCCAUCAAAAGUACGAGCACACAAAUGGUUCCUCGACUGGUACAUUUGGCCGAUUUUGAACUGUCAGUCUCGACGUCGAUUGAACUUUCACGAGAAAGAAUGGAUUGUGAAUUUUUCGACAGUUUUGUUUAUGCGACUUACCUAUCGCUUUGUUUUGCUUUCGUCUGAAUAAGACGAAUUGAAUCAGGUAAUAUAAAUAAUUGAGGGUAAAGGAAAUAGAAAAAAAACAUGGACCAGAACAGAAAUAGACCAAGUAGACCUCGUCUUCGUUCUCAUGGCAAUUCUGCCAGAGUACUCGUAUUUGAUCAAGCUGAAAGCGAAGAAUCUGCUUGCAGCACUGAAGCAGAAGUGCAAAAACGUCCAAUUCCACCAAAAGUGGAGAGCAAGGAAGCUCCAGUUCGACCUGUUAGUGGAGAACUCUCAAAUCUGGUUCGAAUGAGGAAUUCUGCAAUUGGGAAGUCUGCACCUUCGUUAUCUGUUCACGUGCGUGAUUUUAACAUUCCCCGGCGUGCUGCUAAAGCAGCUCAUCGUAAAUCUUUUAUUGCAACAACAUCUCCAACUUUACCACGUUGUCAUUCACCAUUGUCAGCAUUUGUCCCGAUUGUAGGCAGUCCUCUAGAGAGUCCUAGGAUGUCAUCCAGUCCACAUUUUGCUUUUGCUCCAAUUAAAAGGAUUGGUGGAGGUACCACAGGAACUGGAGAUGGCAGACGAUGGUCAGUUGCUAGCUUACCAUCUAGUGGUUAUGGUACGACACCAGGUUCCAGUAAUGUUUCGUCACAGUACUCGAGUCAAGAACGAUUGCACCAACUUCCAAAUGUUCCCACCAAGGACGAAUUACGUAUGCUUUCUUGCCAUUUUUCUAAACCCGGUACGCCGUGUUCUUCGCAUCCAGGUUUUCCAGGAUCUAGUAUUUCUAGUAUUCCAGGCAGUGUAUCUCUCAGUCUCGAUGAAGAAGGUCGUAGGUCACCGUUACACAGACCACGGUCACGAAGUUUAAGCAGUCCGAGUCGAUCUCCUGUAUUGGACAGCGAAAUUGUUAUGAUGAAUACUCUUUAUAAGGAAAGAUUUCCAAAGGCAACACAGCAAAUGGAAGAACGUUUAACUAAUUUUAUUAAUGAAAACAAGGAAUUGGAUGAGUAUGAGGUAAUGGCAAAUAUGACCCAAGAUUCACUACCGAUUUUACGGUUUGUGCAUCAUCAAGUAAUUGAAAUGGCGAGGGACUGUUUACAAAAAUCUCAGGAAAAAUUAAUUACAACUAGAUAUUUUUACGAAAUGAGUGAAAAUUUGGAACAUUUGUUGAUGGAGACAAAAGAUAAAUCACUUGAUGCAGCAGCAAGAUUAACGGGCCUUAUCAAAAAAUUACUAUUAGUAAUAUCACGUCCAGCUCGUUUAUUGGAAUGUUUAGAAUUUGAUCCAGAAGAGUUUUAUCAUUUACUCGAACAGGCUGAAGGUCAAGCAAAAAUUAACGCGGGCAUAAAAAACGAUAUACCUCAGUAUAUUAUUAACAAACUUUCUCUCAAUAGAGAUCCAAUAUCAGAACUGCAAGAAGAUUUAAAUAAACUAGAAGAUUCGGCAAGUUCGAGCGAUAGUAAUUUACAAAUCGCUUCAAGUCCAAAUAAAGACGAUGAAAAGUCUCACCGCGUUCCUUGUGAAGGCGAUUAUGAAGUAUUGAAACUCAUUAGUAAUGGUGCAUACGGCGCAGUGUAUUUGGUUAAGGAAAAAACUACACGACAAAGAUUUGCUAUGAAGAAAAUAAAUAAGAACAAUUUGAUGCUAAGAAAUCAAGUAGAACAAGUUUUUGCUGAGAGAGAUAUAAUGAGCUUUACAGACAAUCCAUUUGUAGUUUCUAUGUACUGCAGCUUCGAGACAAAAAAGCACUUGUGCUUAGUAAUGGAAUAUGUAGAGGGUGGAGAUUGCGCGAAUCUUUUAAAAAAUAUCGGUCCAUUGCCACCGGACAUGGCAAGAUUUUAUUUUGCAGAAACCGUUUUAGCUGUUGAAUAUUUACACAGUUACGGCAUUGUUCAUCGAGAUUUGAAACCUGACAAUUUACUUAUUACUGCCCUUGGUCACAUUAAGCUUACUGACUUUGGUCUCAGUAAAAUGGGUCUUAUGUCCUUGGCGACAAAUCUUUACGAAGGAUACAUAGAUAGGGAUACGAGACAGUUUUCCGACAAACAAGUGUUUGGCACACCUGAAUACAUCGCCCCUGAAGUUAUAUUGCGCCAAGGAUAUGGUAAACCUGUUGAUUGGUGGUCUAUGGGCAUUAUAUUAUACGAAUUUCUAAUUGGCUGUGUACCAUUUUUUGGUGAUACUCCGGAAGAGUUGUUUGCUCAUACUGUUAACGAUGAUAUCGAUUGGCCAGAUGAGGAUGAUUGGCCUGUUCAGCCAGAAGCAAAAGAUAUUAUAACAGCAUUGCUUCAACAAAGUCCUAGAGAUCGUUUAGGCACUGGUGGAUCUCAUGAAGUAAAAGAGCACCCAUAUUUUUAUGGAGUAAAUUGGAAUAGUUUACUCAGACAAAAGGCUGAAUUCGUACCUCAAUUAAUCAAUGACGAAGAUACAAGCUACUUUGAUACUCGUAUGGAUAGAUAUAAUCACGAUAUAGGCGACGAUACUGAUGACACCGAUGAUUCCCCUUUGUUCGGAUCGUUCUCCUCGUAUUCUCCGCAGUCACGAAAAAUAUCUCAAACCCGUCCACCGCAGAUAAAUCCUGAACAAACAGAGUCGGAUGUCUCAAAGAAACAAUUAUUCCGUACUGAGUUGGAACGCACAGUCGCGCAAUUGUCUUUCGGAUCUAAUAGCUCAACUACUCCUCCAUCCAAAUUAGCGGAAUCAACUCCGUCAGAAAAGAAUCGAUCUUCUUCGUCCAUUAGAAAUACCACGUACAUCGAAACGCCUCCAAAGGCGGACAAGUCGAACACAUCAUUCACGAGUCCUGCCACGGUGACCAGUGGCGAGUCCCAACUAACGGUUAUUAAAAACAGUCACAUAGAAGGGACGUGCAUCAGUUUAAGUACACCCGAUUCCUCGCAAACGGAGUCUGAGGAUAUCAGUCCGCAGAUCCAGAGAAAACGACACGUGCAUUCCCGUGAUAAGCUGCCCAGGUUCAGUAUAUGCAUUGAUGAUGAACACAUGUUGGAUUUAUUUGCUGCAAACAGAGAUACAACUGAGGAAAGCAAGCAUAAUUCUAGUACCGAUUCUUUCGAAUCAUUCAACGCCAUAUCAAUUAUUCCAUCCGCGAAACAAAAGUCGCGGUCCGUAAUUAAGUCCGCAUCCACUAGUGGACUGUCCUUAGUUAUACCAACCAGUGAUUUCUCUUAUGAUGCGUCAUUAAAUACUCAACCAAUCGAAUCUCCUGGUGGAUCAUCCACUGCUUCUUCAAGAGAUACAUCCCCUUGUCGCGAACUGAGUCCACUGGUAACUAGUCUAAAACCUCCUAUUAUCAUUCGAAGAGGGCCGUGUGGAUUUGGCUUCACUGUGCACACUAUCAGGGUUUAUUAUGGUGACAGUGAUUUUUACACUAUGCAUCAUUUGGUUAUGGCUGUAGAUCAAUCCAGUCCAGCUUUUGAAGCUGGUUUAAGACCAGGAGAUCUUAUAACGCAUAUAAAUGGCGAGCCAGUCCAGGGUUUAUAUCAUAUACAAGUUCUCCAAUUGAUGUUGAGUGGUGGCGAUCACGUAACACUACGUAGUACACCAUUAGAAAAUACUAGUAUUAAGACGGGCGGAAGGAGAAGAGAUCUGACUCAGAGCAAAAUGGCUCGCAGAACGCUGCAUAAACAGCGCAAACUAAAACGUGAUCAUUCCGAUAAGAAACGAAAGACGUCCCUUUUUAAACGAAUUAGUUCGAAACGAGCUAGUGUAGAGAUGCAACAGCCAUUAACUAUCAGUUGUCCAUUGUCAGCACCCAUUCUAUCCAGCGACAGCAAACCUCCACUUAUGAUGGCUGCGGGAAUCUGUUCGCCGUCAAUGGUAACACCUAGUCGGUCGUUCCAGUCAUUCACACGUUCUCAAGAAACGUCACCAUACUUUGCAGCCUGUACAAAAUCUGUCUGCAGCCCGUCACCUCCAACAAAUCGCGUUAAUUCGGAUUCUUAUCACUCCACGGGGAAUUCGAGUCCCUGUUCCAGUCCAAACUCUUCGUCUCCGGGCUCCACUACGUCUGCUGCAAAUCUAGCGACUAUCGCCAAUCAGUCUCAUUACCAGAGGCCGAGCACGCUUCACGGUUUGAAGCACAAAUUACACACAGCUGCAAAGAACAUUCAUUCGCCGAAUCGUAGAAAAUCUGUGGGACAUAUACCAUUAUCUCCAUUGGCGAGAACUCCGAGUCCAUCGCCCCUUCCAGCCAGCCCUACUAGAAGUCCUAGUCCACUAGCGUUUCCUACAGGACAUCAACCUGGUAGCUCGAAUACUACGCAGUCCUAUAGCCCAGGUGUCUGCUUAUCAACGCCGAACAAUCAGAAAAAAAGUUAUGGACGACCGAAGUCAGCAGAGCCCGGUUCCCCGUUGUUAAGAAGGGCGCUUAGUCCAGACAGACUUCAUCCUCGAUCUGCGGAGAACAAAACAUCGAUCUCACCGUUGGCAAACACAGUGGUGAAAGUAACUCCACGUGCAACUAUAGCGCAACCCUAUCCAGAAACCUCUGAGGAGUGCAGUGAUAGCUUCAAAGAACCAAAUGACUCAAAAGUGGAGAAGAAAGUGUCAACGGAAUCAAAGUCGGAUUAUUCGAAAAUAUCUCAUGGGAUAUCGAUCAAUUUGGGAAACGUAGGUAUAUCUAAUUCUUGUGGCAGCACACAGCUGCCCAGAAUAGCAGAGGAGAAGGAUUCACCGACCGGUUCAAAGGCUGACGAUUACUCGAAGGAAGUUCUACCUUUAGAUAAGAUGGAUAAAAAUAACACGUCUAUGAGUAAAUUGACAGAAUCAGAGAAUAUUGGUGACCGUAGUGAUCAUGUUGAAUCGAAGACAGAGAGGCAGAAUUUGUGUACAAAAAAUUUAGAAGUUUUAUCUAUUAAUAAGAUUGAGGAGGGCGCUCAACCAGAUAAUUGUUCUAAUGUACAAGUGCGUAGUUCGCAAAGCACAUUUCACAAGCAAUCUCAGAACAUUGAAAAAGGUUCGCAAGCUUUGUCUCAAAAAACAUCAUCACAAAACAGUGAAAAAGGCUCGCACUCUUCGUGUCAAAAGAUAUUGUUGCAUGCCACUGAAAAGAGUUUGCAAUCUUCCGCCCAGAAAAUAUUAUCGCAAACCAACGAAAGAGGCUUCAUGCAAGGUGUAUCUCAGAAGUCAUCUCAAAACAACGAGAAAGUGUCACUGGCUGCGGUGCAGAAAUUACUUCAAGGCAAUGAAAAAACAUUUGUGCCUCAUAAAGUGACCGAACAAAAGGCAGCUGGUAAAAAUUCAGAGGCUAAUCUGGAAGGGAGAAAAAUAUCGAAGAAGUACAAAAUUGAUAGUUCUGACGGCUCAAGUAACACUUCCUCCACACAACACUCGAACACAUUUGAGGCUAUGGGGACUGGGAAGGACAAGAAAAACAAUUAAAUAAUUAUCGUUCGAUCGAUCGCUUAGAUCUGAGAGUGUAACGAGAUAAAAUGUUUGCUUGUAAUGAUCCGACUUCUUCUGCCAAUGGAACAAAUUGUCUGUUUUACAAAAGAUACAAUUUUAUGAAAGAAGAAAGUCGAAUGUCUGAUAGAUACACGGACGUGCAUAUUGUAACUCGAGUAAGAUCAGAAAGAUGAUAAAUCAAAAAAAAAAAAAAAAAAGGGUAAACUGGUUUAAUGUUUACAGCUUUAAAAGGAAGUUUGUAUUCGAAUUAAGUAUUUAUAGGCUUCCAUCGAAUAACAUACCUGAACACAUAGCUUUAGCUGGUAUUUCUAUCUCGUGGCGGUAUUUAAACGCUACCGCUAUUCUGUAACCGUAAUUUUUGUCAUACGAUCAUUGAAUACAAACGUGAUCCAGAUGAAAGUAGAGGAUAAUUGCAAUUAAUUACUAUUUCAACGGUUUUAAAUGAGCGCAGUCUGUUGAAAUUACAGUUGCUAAUUCUCUUCAAGAAAUUAAGAAAAUAAGAAUGAAAAAAUUGGAGUAAUUUACACUUCGGGCUACAGUAUUUAUACGAUCUCAUUUACAUUUACGUCUAAUUAUUAUUAGCGCAUCAUACAUAUAUGGAUCAACAUAUAGCAGUCAGUGAAUCGCGUACAGAUAGGUUUUCAGUAUGUGUAAUAUUUGUGAAGUUAAAGAAAAAAAAUGAAAGCAAUGUAUAUCGUAUAUACUCGUAAUCCAGAUCCAGAUGAAAAAGUUUUUAAUGAUAUCUUUUAAUUUAUUUAGUAGAAUAAUUUAUCUGAAGUUAUAAUCUUUUCACAAAAGUCAGAUUUACGUGUUGAAUAUUGUAAGAUACAUAUUUGUAAGUUUUGUGAAAUAAUGAAACUUUCGUUUUUACGACUUAUAUGUUUCAUUUAAUAUCGAUUAUAAACGAAUGUCUUUGAGGAGGUUCUCUUAAAAUCGGCCUAUAGUGCGAGUAUAUACGGUAAAUAAUUAUCGCCGUAAUGAUUAGUGUACAAGAUGCUCCCGUAUGCACAAUGAUAUUAACCUGUCUCAAUUUCAUUCGACUACAUACUGUGAUGUAUUUAAUUGAAAUUAAUGUGAAUUGGUGCUAACAUUUACCACUCAGGUAUCUUCGCGAGAACUGGUGCUCUCAGACAAGUUUCAAGUACCUAAAUCACUUACUCGUUUAGAAGAAGUGAUAAAAGAAGAAGCAGAAGAAAUAACAAAAAAGAAACAAGAAAGAGAAACAUAGCAUUAAAAAACACGAAGUAGCGAACAUAUCGCAUUGGAAGCAUCUUGAAAGUUCUUUAGUGAUAAAAAAAGAAUAAAAGUUGUGACAGUUUCGAAGGGCAGACUUGGUCCUCUGAGAUGCAAUGUAAUCAUUUUUUAGUAUUAGGUAUGCGUUAAUUUAUUCUGUAUAUAAAAAAGUAUGUAUUAGUUAACGGCAGAAGCGUAUGUUUUAAUUGUGAAAAAAGAAAUGAAAUGGUGAGUGAGACAGGCUGCAGUUUUUGGUUUUUAUAAGUUGUUUAACGCGUUUAUCGGCGCUUUCUUCGCGAAAGCUUGCUUAUUAUACGGAAAAGGAAACAUUGCCAUAAGGAGCAACACGGUAUAUAUAUACAUAUAACGUAUGUGUGUCUCAGCCAUAAAAAGUUACAGUUUGCUCUUAUAGAUUUUUAAACAUAUCCACCAUGAUCAUCGUAUUAAUGAUAAACUGAGCAAUUGUUGUAUUAUAUAUUUCUUUCCUUUUUCUUUCUCUCCAAGAAAAUGAAAUAUAUUUGUGUUUCCCCGUCUAUUAGCUAGAGCAACAAGAAAUAGUGAAAUAACAUAGCCGCGCGAUAUUGAUCAUUUACGAGUAAAGUACGAGCUCAUAUUGUGUUAUGUAUUGUACACCGUUUUAAAUAUAAAGAUAGACGAUAAGGAAAUACUUAAGGAAAAACUGGCUUUAGAGAAGUAAGCAGCGUUACGAGGCACAGUUUCGAGUACCAUUGUCAUCAUCUUUGCACAUACCUUUCUAGAGGACUUUUCGUUAACAAGUAUUCGCGAUAAAUUCUAACCGAAAUUAUUGGCAUAUCGUUUACUCUAUAUUAAAUUAUAUCCAUGCAAAGCAUUUUGGUUCCGUUCGAUUUUUGUAUCCGUUUGCGAAAUGACUUUUCGAAGUCAGGUGAAACAUCACGAUUAACCUUGAAGCUUGAUAAGAAGAAACUCGCGUGUCGAUUAUUCGAUGAUCGCAUAAUCUUCUGCAUCGUUACUAAGACUUCUUCAGGCAGCCAUUAUUGCACCUCUCCUCUUUAUCCGUAUCCCCUUUCCUCUGCUUAACGUAUGAUUGAUAUAUGGUCGAUGUUAUAGCGUUGAUGUCGUCUUAGUUAAGAGUCCGGUAGUCGUAUUGCGUUUCCCAAGAACUUCGAGGCAGCUUGGGCGUUUUUUCGAAUCCGACGAAUUCGCUGCUCUAUGAGGCUAAUGAGAUUAAGAGAAAUUAAGAAUAAGAAAAUUAAAAUGAAUAAAAAUACAAAUGUGUCGUGAUCGGAGACAAGGAAUUCAUUUCGGAGGAAGGAAAUCAGUUUUUAAAAACGGAAAUGUAUAUUCGGCACGGAUUCUAGAAUUCAAAACAAAUUCGAGGAAACGAAGGAAUAAGAAACAAUCGUCCCUAAAAUUUUGAUGGUGAGAUAUUAUUCAUCUAUUAUAGUAGACGUAUAAUAUGGCUAUUAUUCUUUGUAGAAGCGUAGAAGAGCCACGAUCGUUGUUGUUUUUAUCAUUUUUGCUUUAUAGAUUAUUUUCAUUCUCGUUCUGCACGUAGACGAGUAAGUGAUACUAAUUAGCUUUCUGCGAUGGGUCAAUAGGCAGGAGCAACUCCGGUUCUUAAUUGUAAGAACAAAUCAUAAAUGGACGAGCUAGAAAUUCGAAAGCUGCGAUAACUGCUAAUUGAUCCGUCGUAAGUUCUAUUCAAAAACGAAAAAGAGAAAUUUUUGAGAAGAGAUUUUUCUACGUAUUGUAUGCGAUCUAAGUGAUGUACAGCACGAGACGAUCGAUGCUUUGUUUGUUGAACAUUGCUUUGUUAUAUUUAUACGGAUUGUGAUCGCUGUAAGGAUUUCAUGAAUUUGUUGGGAGUUGUUUUACGAGGCAAGCAAGCGUUAAAGAUGAUUCUUUGCUGACGCCAAGCGUUGUUGUAUCCUUCAAACGAUGAAUCCUUAAAAUUUCUCAAUUUGUUAACAAAAAAGUGGAAAACUCGAAACAGCUUCAAGGAUGUCGCCUCUUAGUACGCGUUUUUCCUUCCUGUUUCACGAGGGUAAAAAAUGUUGUAACUGCGUAAAAAUAAUAACGACGAAUAUUUCUACAUAUAAAACGACACCAUAUAUUCGUCUGGAACUGUUCAAUUUUAAUCAACGAUGAUCGAACAAUUUUAGAAAAAAGAAAGCACAGGAGAGCGACGCUUUGCGAUCAAUAUUCGAAUUCUGAUAACUUACUUCUUCUUCAUUUUUAUGAUCUUCUAUAGACUUCGUUGUUCUUUUUUCUUUGUGAUAAGCAAACGGAUAUUCUCCAUGAGAAUGUUUAUUAGCGAACUUGAUGAACGUUUGAUAAUUAUAUUACACACUCUCCAGAUGAAAUACAGUUUCGUUUCUUAUUA